AAAGUCUACAAUACCAAGCAUAGCCCCCGUGUUUUGCUUUAUAAGCAGUAUUAGUUUUCAUUCUACUAAAUAUCAACGUGUGCAAACCAGCAAAUAACACCAUGGAUAUACGUGACGUCCGUCUUCUGAAGAAGAAAACUGGAAAAAAGCCGCGCAAAAUUAUGGUGGUCAAUCCAUCGAAAUAUGGAACUUACGAAGCUAUACACAGUAAUAAAGAAUACUGGAAAAGUAUUUUCAACGACAUUGACGCAACUGCUUCUGAAAGUAUCGAAGAAAGUAAACGUUUGGCAAAAGUUUUGCCAACACAAACUUACGAAAAAGUAUGCAAUAUUUUAGACAUUCCAAUUGUUAAUUUGGAUCAGGGUGAAGUUGUGGGUCCACAACUAAAACCGAUGAGACUGUCACUUAAAGAGCCGCUAGUCUCGACCAGAAAGAGUCUCUACAUUGAAAGAGAAAUGGAUUCUGACACCGACGUUGAGUACUGCCCAAGCGAUGACGAAGAGAAGUUAAACAUACACCAGGAGCUACUGAACAAGCCUGUGCGAGAGCAGGUGACGUGGGCCACGCGCUACCUGCAGCCUGAGAAGGAGGAGGAAAAAAGUCUCAUAAGGAAAGCCGACGAUCUAACUGAAAGGAUUGCUUCAGACUUCUGCAAAUACAUAAAAGAAAUGGGAGGUGACCAGCAGUCACGUCUAUUCACACCUCAAGCUAUUAAAGAGCUUUUUCAAAUUGAGUUCGACACUCACGUAGCGCGGGGCCUUCGCGUGGUGACCAGGGAACUACCGUGUGUCGAAGAAAAAAUCGCCAAUGUUACAGGAUAUCCAGAGAAAGCGCGAUAUGCAGCUUUGGAACGUGAGAUAUCCAAAGACAUCGAGGCUGAGCACCGUCCUGAUAAAUUUUCAGCAUUUGGGAGAAGUCUGCCUCGUCAGGACCGCUGGCGGGCUCCUACGAACGAUACCAAUAAUUUGUGGCGGUCAGCGCGCCAUGUGCCUCGAGACCUGGUCACUCUGAAGACUGUUUGGGAGGGGAUCACUAACCUAAGGAGUGUCAAGGAAUACUGCCGCUGGAUGAUCGAGCACCCAGAAUACCGGCGGGCUCCGUACCUGAGCAGCCUGGGCCUGUUCGAUCCGGCGGUGCUUGAGGCGCGGCUGACGUUCGAGGCGCGGCCCGGCUCGCCGCCUGCGACGCCCGGCGAGGCGCUCGCGCCGAUCGACCACAUCAGGCGCCGCUUGUCGGAGCUGGCUGAUACGAGUUGA
Molecule: messenger RNA, 1256 nt
Organism: Ostrinia nubilalis (European corn borer)
Lineage: Eukaryota; Metazoa; Arthropoda; Insecta; Lepidoptera; Crambidae
Exons: 8
Coding region: 102-1256 (384 amino acids)
Source: RefSeq, a predicted model, not a curated record